Messenger RNA from Ipomoea nil (Japanese morning glory), 669 nucleotides. Its product is annotated as basic form of pathogenesis-related protein 1-like. Lineage: Eukaryota; Viridiplantae; Streptophyta; Magnoliopsida; Solanales; Convolvulaceae. The record is from RefSeq and is a predicted model, not a curated record. Gene Ontology annotation, cellular component: extracellular region. The coding region runs from base 50 to 556 and encodes 168 amino acids. The transcript has a single exon.
UAAGAAUAAAAAAAAAAAAAAAAAAAAAAAAAAAAGAUCGAAAGAAGAAAUGGGGGAGUUUUCUUUUCUGCAGGUGUGUGUGGCCAUAAAUAUAAUUGGGUUAGCCGCUAUUAGCCAGGCAUCUUUUGGAGAGUCGGCCUGUGAUUCUGGCUGCAUUGAAGGGUUUCUUGCUGCACAUAACAAAGCACGAGAAGCUGUUGGUAGUCCACCUCUUAAGUGGAACACCACCUUAGCAGAAUAUGCGGAAUCCUAUGCCACCAAGAGGGCUGCCGACUGUUUGCUGGAGCACUCAGGAGGGCCGUACGGCGAAAACAUCGCGAUGGCCGGUUCUGAAUUGUCUGCGGAGGCUUCUGUGAAGUUGUGGAUGGAUGAGAAGCCAUACUAUAACCACAAUACCAAUGCUUGCGUCAGCCAAGAGUGCCUCCAUUAUACGCAAGUGGUUUGGGGCAACACCACCACUAUUGGUUGUGCUAGGGCUACAUGCAAGACUGGUUGGAUGUUCGUCACUUGCAACUAUUACCCUCCCGGUAACUAUGCCGGCCAAAAACCUUAUUAAACCUACACCUACAAUUUACUUACUUUUUUUAUUUUGUGAAAUGCACACAAUGCAUGCAUUAUAAAAAAAUAAUAAAUUAGAAUAUCAUAUCUGAUGUAUAUAUUAUUAUGAAA